Owenia fusiformis is the source of this 760-nucleotide messenger RNA. The record is from the annotation of a GenBank genome assembly. Lineage: Eukaryota; Metazoa; Annelida; Polychaeta; Sabellida; Oweniidae.
UACCCUUAGAUUUUAUGGCAAGUGAAGAGGUUUUAUCUAAAGUGAAUGAUACUAUUCAACGUUUAAUGCUCAUAAAUGAAAAUGAUAAACGUAUAAAUAGUCUGUACAGUGAAUUUGCAAUUAUUCUAGAUCAUGAAAUGAGUAAAACCUUUGAACAAAUCAAAACAAAACCAAAGGGAAAUAAUCAUAAAUUUUUCAAAAAACCGUAUUGGAAUGAGGAGCUCCAAAAACAAUGGAAUAUGAAAAAAGAAUCUGAAUCUCUGUGGUUGAACUGUAAAGAGUCAGCUAAGAAAAGAAACCUUAAGGAAUUAUACUGUAUAGAGCGCCGUCACUUUGAUAAAUUACACAGAAAAUAUAAACGCAAUUAUCAACAAAAAGAACAAUUGAAUUUACUUGAACUGAGUAAUAAAGCUAAUUCGCAGGACUUUUGGAAAUACAUUGGCAAACUUGGGAUUGCACAGGAGCGAAAACAGGAACUGCCUUGGGAAGUUACAGACCCAGAGGGUAAUAACUCCAUCAGAGGACAUCAAAAUGUACUUAAUGCUUGGGCCAAAACAUAUGAACAACUUUACUCAACAGUAAUCAACAAUGAGGAAUUUGAUGAAGACCACUAUAGCAACAUAAAAAGAGCAGUCACUCAGAUCGACCAGCAAGAUAGUGAUGAGAACAAUCCCAUGAACAAUGAAAUCACCAUCGAAGAAGUUGCAACUGCUGUUGGGAGAGCCAAGCUAAGAAAAGCUGCUGGAGUGGACAAUAUACC